CAGCCCGUCGCGUCUGCGUCUCUUUAGACGCGUUCGUUCGUAUACCCAAUAUAUCCUGGCUAACCUCGACGCAGCCUUAACGUUGAUGUGAGCUAUGACUUAAGAACACAACACUACGACCUAAGUAUAUAAUCCAUAUACUAAUCAAAUGUUUGGCACUUCAAAUUUAUUAUCCUGAUGAGCAAGUAUCUCCAGCCAUGCCGGGUACCGAGGGCAGUGAUUUAUUCAAAUCGCUGAAUAAGGCACAGUCCCGUGCUGUUAGCUCCCGCGCACCGACAGUCGCUAUAUUGGCUGGUCCAGGUAGCGGCAAGACUCAUACCCUUACCUCUCGUGUCGUUUGGCUCAUCGACCAUGUCGGAAUCCGACCAUGCGAUGUCAUCGUCGCAACCUUUACCGUCAAGGCCUCUAACGAGAUGAGAAUGCGCAUCGGUCAGGCGCUGGGAAAUGGUCGCGAAAAGAAGAUUGUACUGGGCACCUUCCACAGUAUUGCUCGUAGAUAUUUAGCUACUUAUGGCCAACGUAUUGGGCUGGAUCCCAAGUUUGGCAUUGCAGAUGACUCAGACUCGAGGGCCAUUAUCAAGCGCAUCUGCAAGAGGUUCGACGUUCAAAUCGAUCCUGCUAUGGCUCGCGGUUGGAUCAGCAAACGCAAAGCCAAAGGAGUCUCCGAUGAGCAAGCCGGCAAGACCAAAAAAAGCGAUGGUAUAGAAUCUAAGACCUUAGAGCAAUGCUAUCAAGAAUAUCAGGCCUACCUCGAACGGUCGAAUAUGCUUGAUUAUGACGAUCUUCUUACCCGUUGCGUCGAGCUCCUUCGCAAAUGCCCCGAUUGCGUCCGUAAUAUCGAGACAGUCUUGAUUGACGAAUAUCAAGAUACGAACGGGGUGCAGUAUGAUCUAAUGAAGCUUUUCGCUCAGAAGAAUCGAUGUAUAACAAUAGUUGGCGAUCCGGAUCAGAGUAUCUAUGGUUGGCGAUCGGCAGAAAUAAGAAAUCUCCAUCGCCUACUUCGUGACUUUCCCGGUACCGAUGAGAUAUCUCUCGAGGAAAAUUACAGGUCAUCAAGCUCCAUUCUCGACGUGUCCUUGAGUGUCAUUCAGCAAGAUGAAGAAAGAUAUAAGAAAGCCUUAUUACCAAUUCAUGCCAAAGGUACCCGGCCAGUUCUUCGCAUGCUAAAUAGUUCUACGGCAGAGGCAGAUUGGAUUGUCUCGGAAAUUAAGCGGAUUAAGCUCAUGUCUGGGAAUAUGAUAAAUUCUAAUGACAUCGCGAUCUUGCUCCGGUCUGCCUCGUUAUCCAGGCACAUAGAAUCUGCUCUGGGUAGAGAAGGCAUAGCUUACAAGAUGGUCGGAGGUUUCAAGUUCUAUGAACGGGCUGAAAUUAAAGCUAUAUUGGAUUACUUACGAGUGAUCUAUCAGCCCGAUAACAACGAUGCUCUUGCGCGGAUUAUGAACGUACCAAAGCGAGGCAUUGGCGAUGUAACAGCCAGGUCACUUCUGGAAGAAGCUGAGCGCAACUCUAUGAGCCUUUGGGAGCUACUGCGAAAACAUUGUCGAGGUGAGCGAACAGCAAAGACGACCAUUAGGAAACAAGCAGAGCAGAAGAUCGGCGGUAGCCUUAUUAAAUUAAUUAACAACUUACGAAGUAAGUUGCAGCCGGGCGAAGGAACUCCCGUUAAUUUAGUUGAGAUUAUCAACCAAUUACUCAAAGACCUACAAUUUGAGAAGCACCUAGAGGAGAUGUAUGGACCCGAGUAUGAGUUGCGAUGGGCAAACGUCCAAGAAUUUGUGAGUCUCGCUGCAGAGUUCAUGAAUCAGGAUAGGCCAGAAGAAGAAAUGCUUCCAGUUCUUGAAGAUACCCAGCAGGCGUCAGACGACGACGCACUAGCACGAUUCUUAGCGAAUGUUUCGCUAGCCUCCGACAAACAGACUGAUGAUAAAGAUAAGGGUGGGAAGCCCCAAGUCACAGUCUCUACAAUACAUGCUGCAAAAGGCCUAGAGUGGCCUGUUGUCUUCAUCCCGGCAGUCUAUAAGGGAUCUAUACCGCAUAUGCGGUCUGAUGACGACAAGGAGGAGCGACGUCUCUUAUAUGUAGCAAUGACCCGAGCCCAGGCUUUACUCUAUCUUAGCUGCCCUUUAUAUUCUUCCAGCGGAAGCAAAGAAGCCCUUCAGGUCUCUCCUUUCAUUGAAAAUCUCCCCUCCUCGACUUUCCUCAAAAAAGGACCAUCUCUUGAUCGUCCAAUUAUGUCGGAAAUGGCCAGGAUAUUAAGAAGGGAACUGCCCUCAGAAAGUGCCAUCUACAAGGGCAUGCCAAUGAUGACAGCUAUAGAAGACAAUCUCUACCCAGUCGAUCCGAGCCAGGCGCAGGAACCCUCUAAUGCCUCUACAGACGGGCGCGGAUACGCCCAGCGUAAACGGCAGAAACUGAAUCACCCAAGUGUUCAGAUCGCCGAGGAAUCAAUCGAUGGCUGGGCUGCUCCGUAUGCGACGACGAUGCAAAGGUCUGCUUCAUUUACAGUGCCGGCUGCGGCACCGCAACCAGGUUUUACGACGGCUGGGGCUCACUAUGCGAGCGUUAGUGAAGCUGAGACAACCAAAGUUUCCGGAAAGGCCCUUCAAGGGCCAGCAACAAAAAGACCCCCAACAAACCGAGCCCCUUCCCAAAGGAGUCUAAUAGGUUACGGAUACGGUGUGACGAACCAUGAUAAGUCCAAACAACCCGAUAAUACCAUAACGGCUGUGCCUCAUAAUUCAAACCAACAGGUGAGGUACCCCCCUGGCCCUUACCAGCUUUCUCGAGGUAGUAGGCAACGUACAGGAUCUCAGGUAGCCCCGUCGACCGUGGGACCGCGUCAGAUACAACAAAAUACCACCGCGGAGCCCAGUCCGCCAAUUCAUAAGCUAGGCUCCGCGAAAUUGUCAAGCAGACCACCCACGAAUAACCAAAUAAUAAAGGAAGAGCCACCGCCAAAGCCAAAACAAUAUACUUGUUUCUCAAGCUCGCCGACCAAACCACAGCCGGCAGACGAGCCAGAAACCGCCGAGAAGGAGAAUGAGGUGCCAGCGGAGGAGCAGACACGUCCCGCAAAGAGCUUUCACGCCACGACAGUCAACUACGGGCCGAGCGUUGGUUGGAGAGGUGGUGGUAUUCAGAAACCAGCACCUCUGGGACGAAAUGGCAUUACCCCUAUGGAUCGUUUGAAGAAGCCCUUCAAGUUGACCGUCAAGCGACCUAACGUAACGUAGAUAUAAACAUCCUUAGAGUACAGAGGAACAGCCAGCAUAGCAAAUUAGCAAAAAUAUUUAACUUUCUCAAUAUACUAAGGUGACUGGGUAUCGCAAUGAAGGGCUCCCGUCUAACAGAGAUCUUAAUAUCAAGUCGUGUCUACCAGACAUGUAAACCCAGUUAU
Daldinia vernicosa is the source of this 3397-nucleotide messenger RNA. Its product is annotated as P-loop containing nucleoside triphosphate hydrolase protein. Gene Ontology annotation, cellular component: nucleus. The transcript has 2 exons. Gene Ontology annotation, molecular function: hydrolase activity; DNA binding; ATP binding. Gene Ontology annotation, biological process: recombinational repair. Bases 198 to 3233 code for a protein of 1011 amino acids. NCBI's taxonomy places the organism in Eukaryota, Fungi, Ascomycota, Sordariomycetes, Xylariales, Hypoxylaceae. The record is from RefSeq and is a predicted model, not a curated record.